This is a messenger RNA of Colletotrichum karsti, 1071 nucleotides long. Its product is annotated as PHB depolymerase family esterase. The record is from RefSeq and is a predicted model, not a curated record. Gene Ontology annotation, biological process: carbohydrate metabolic process. Gene Ontology annotation, cellular component: extracellular region. The coding region runs from base 1 to 1071 and encodes 356 amino acids. Lineage: Eukaryota; Fungi; Ascomycota; Sordariomycetes; Glomerellales; Glomerellaceae. Gene Ontology annotation, molecular function: cellulose binding; hydrolase activity. The transcript has 3 exons.
AUGCGUCUCCUAAACCUCCUAACCACAGCCCUCAGCGGCACCCUCGCAGCGGCCGCCUCUCUUCAACAGGUGACCAGCUUCGGGGCCAACCCGUCAGGCGCAAAGAUGUAUAUCUACGUCCCGGACAAGCUGGCAGCCAGCCCGCCCAUCAUCGUCGCCAUCCACUACUGCUCUGGCACCGCCAAUGCUUACUACUCGAACACACCGUACAAGUCAUACGCAGACACAUACGGCCUUAUUGUGAUCUAUCCCGAAUCGCCAUACAGCGGGACCUGCUGGGACGUGAGCUCGCCGGCGUCGCUGACGCACAACGGUGGCGGCAACAGCAAUGCCAUCGCCAACAUGGUGACGUAUACUUUGAGCAAGUAUAACGGCGAUAAGAGCAAGGUGUUCGUGACGGGAACUUCAUCGGGAGCUAUGAUGACGAACGUCAUGGCAGCAACCUACCCCGACCUCUUCGCCGCCGGCAUCGCCUACUCAGGCGUUCCCGCAGGAUGCUUCUACACCGGUACCGUGAACGGAUGGAACUCGACUUGCAGCCAAGGCCAAUCCAUAUCGACGCAAGCCGUCUGGGCGCAGACCGCGCUCAACAUGUACCCGGGCUACAGCGGCGCGCGACCAAGGAUGCAGAUCUACCACGGCAGCGCCGACACCACUUUGUACCCCCAGAACUGGAACGAGACGAUCAAGCAGUGGACCGGCGUGUUCGGCUACAGCCUCACGCCGCAGCAGACGCUCCCCGGCACGCCGAGCGGGCAGUACACCAAGUACGUGUACGGGCCGAACCUGGAGGGCAUCUACGGCAGUGGGGUCGGGCAUAGCGUGCCUGUGAUGGGCGCGGAGGACUUGAAGUGGUUCGGAAUCACGGGCGGAUCGACACAGCCCGGAACGACGACACGGAGCUCGGCUGCGCCUCCGGCGACUUCGACGGCGGCCCCGCCCAGCGGCGGCGGAGGGUGCACGGCGAAUCGGUGGGAUCAGUGCGGCGGUAGCGGGUUCAGCGGGUGCACUGUCUGCGCGAGUCCGUACACUUGCCAGAAGACCAAUGAUUGGUAUUCGCAGUGUCUGUGA